This is a messenger RNA of Gossypium arboreum, 2932 nucleotides long. Its product is annotated as protein FAR1-RELATED SEQUENCE 11. Gene Ontology annotation, biological process: regulation of DNA-templated transcription. The record is from RefSeq and is a predicted model, not a curated record. The transcript is spliced from 5 exons. NCBI's taxonomy places the organism in Eukaryota, Viridiplantae, Streptophyta, Magnoliopsida, Malvales, Malvaceae. Bases 540 to 2582 code for a protein of 680 amino acids. Gene Ontology annotation, molecular function: zinc ion binding.
AAUUUCAACAAAUGUCAGCGACGCCGUUUGUUUCUCGCAUUUAUCCUCACAUAAUUUUCCACUUCUGUUUUCUCGUCGACCCUCCUUCAGCCAAACGCCUUCUUCCUUUCUGCCUCUCCACUGCAGCAAUUCCUCUCAUUUUAGUUUCUUUCCUCCAUUUCCUUUCCUUUCCCUUCUUUUCUCUCCUACUCUCAUAUUCUUCUUCCCUGUUUUACUGUUAGUAUCAAUAAUAAUAUCUUUUUUUAUUUAUAUAUAUAUUUCCUCUUUCUCAGCUUCUUCCUCUCAAACUCCUGCAAACCCACACUCCUUGGUCAAAUAGGAAGAUGGAAUUUUAGAUGAGAGGGAUUGGUUCGAUAAGGUCAGUACUCAGUACUGAUAGACACUCGAGAAUAUUCCAUUUUGUGAAAUGUGAAGUGUUAAUGCUUGCGUUUGGGAAAUUGGGCAUCAAGUGAUUACAUUGGUUUACGGAAUUUCAUUUUCUUCGCUUUCGUGCUGGAUACAUGAUCUUGGUUUGACCUAAACUGGGUUAGUCAGAAAAAAUGAUGUCUGAAGAUGCUGGACAGAUGUUGGUCAUGUAUGAUGAUCCUUCGGAUCAACGGUCCUUGUCUUUAGAUGAAACAAGUAGCACAGAGGAAUCACCUGAUGAAGCCCGACUUUCUCUGGAAACCACUGCUGAUUCCGUUCCAUAUAUUGGGCAAAGAUUUGCAACUCAUGAUGCGGCUUAUGAAUUUUAUAGUGAAUAUGCAAAGCGAUGUGGUUUUUCAAUCCGUCGUCAUCGUACAGAAGGAAAAGAUGGGGUUGGAAAAGGACUUACAAGACGUUAUUUUGUCUGUCACCGUGCUGGCAAUACACCUGUUAAAACCUUAAAUGAUAGUAAACCACAAAGAAACAGAAAAUCGUCCCGAUGUGGAUGUCAAGCUUACUUGCGGAUAAGCAAAGUAACAGACUUAGGACCUGCAGAAUGGCGUGUCACAGGUUUUGUGAACCACCACAAUCAUGAACUUUUGGAACCAAAUCAAGUUCGGUUCCUUCCUGCAUAUCGAACUAUCUCAGAUGCAGAUAAGAACCGAAUCCUUAUGUUUGCCAAAACUGGAAUCUCGGUACAGCAAAUGAUGAGGCUGAUGGAACUUGAGAAGUGUGUGGAGCCAGGAUAUCUGCCUUUCACUGAGAAGGAUGUGAGAAAUUUGCUUCAGUCGUUCAGGAAAUCAGAUCAAGAAGAUGAAAGCAUAGAUUUAUUAAGAAUGUGUAGAAACAAUAAGGAUAAGGAUCCCAACUUCAAAUUUGAGUAUACGCUUGAUUCAAACAACAGGUUAGACAACAUUGCCUGGUCAUAUGCAUCAUCAGUCCAGUCAUAUGAAAUCUAUGGUGAUGCUGUGGUGUUUGACACAACUCAUCGUUUGACUGUAUUUGACAUGCCACUGGGGAUAUGGGUUGGAGUGAAUAAUUAUGGGAUGCCUUGCUUUUUUGGGUGUGUGCUUUUACGAGAAGAAAAUUCAAGGUCAUUUUCAUGGGCUUUAAAGGCUUUCUUAGGAUUCAUGAAUGGCAAGGCACCACAGACGAUAUUAACUGACCAAAAUAUGUAUCUGAAAGAAGCCAUAGCCAUUGAAAUGCCUUCAACUAAACAUGCACUCUGCAUAUGGAUGAUUGUGGCGAAGUUUCCAUCCUGGUUUAAUGCAGUUUUGGGGGAACGUUACAACGAGUGGAAAGCUGAGUUUUAUCGACUCUACAAUUUAGAGUCAAUUGAGGAUUUUGAAUUGGGCUGGAGGGACAUGGUCGACUUUUUCGGGUUACACACUAACAGGCAUAUCGCCAACUUGUUUGCACUACGUACACUAUGGGCUUUGCCAUACUUGAGAAGUCAUUUCUUUGCAGGAAUGACUACAACUGGCCACUCAAAGGCCAUCAAUUCUUUCAUUCAAAGGUUUUUAAGUGCACAGACUCGGCUUGCGCAAUUUGUGGAACAGGUUGCUGUUGCUGUGGAUUUUAAAGAUCAAGCAGCAGAACAACAGACAAUGCAGCAAAAUCUUCAAAAUAUUUGCCUAAAAACUGGAGCUCCUAUGGAAUCUCAUGCUGCCUCUGUCCUCACUCCUUUUGCCUUCUCCAAGCUUCAAGAGCAACUAGUUUUAGCUGCUCACUAUGCAUCAUUUCAGAUGGAUGAUGGUUUCCUCGUAAGACAUCAUACAAAACUCGAAGGAGGCCGGAAAGUGUAUUGGGUUCCACGAGAAGGCAUUAUAAGUUGCAGCUGCCAUCAGUUUGAGUUCUCCGGAAUUCUUUGCCGCCAUGCCCUUCGAGUUCUCUCGACAGGAAAUUGCUUUCAGAUUCCAGACAGAUAUCUUCCCUUACGGUGGAGAAGGAUCAGCACAUCACCGGCAAAGCUUCACCAAAGUUCUUCAAGUGAUCAUAUGGAGCGGAUUCAACUGUUUCAGAGUAUGGUAUCAACCCUUGUAACUGAAUCUGCCAAGUCAAAGGAGAGGUUGGAUAUUGCCACCGAGCAAGUCUCCAUUCUUUUGUCUCGCAUAAGAGAGCAGCCAGUUGCAUCACAAGGUGCGCGGGAUAUUUCCCCUAUUCAUAGAAAUCUUUGAAAAUCUUAAGCAAUUAGUGCAGAAGGCAAUAUAAGAAAUUUGGAGGAGAGGAAAAAAAAUCACUGUUGAGGUUAGAAAUGCAAGAGUCGAUGAAGGAUUCGGCAUUUGCAUAGUAAUUUUGUAGUUAUGGAAUCAAAGUACAUAAGUUGCACUCAAUAGGCAUCGUUUUGUCCGUUCCUGUCAAUGCUUGUUUUCAGUACCUAGACUUUGGUGGAGGGAAGGGGAGGAUAUGUUCUUGAUGAUUUCUAAAUGUAAAAUAUAUAGACAUAGAGAGCUUAUUUUGUAUUUUCUGAUAUUGAUGUGAAUUUUCUUUAGGAAAAAAAGAAAGCAUAGGAAGAAAUUGUUCUAAA